AUGGCUGGCGAUGAGCCGACCAAGGACGCUCCUAAAAAGGACAACAAGUCCGGGACGAUCAAACUGAAGAAGGCAGCGCCCAAGCACAAGCAACCGGGCAAUUGGCGCGACGGCGGCAUUAUCGAUGAAACGAAGAGCAAGGGCUCUCCCGCAUCCACAGCUACCUCGCCAGGCCCCGUCGUCAACCAGCUCGACGAGAACGCGCGCGAGACGUUCGCCACGGGACGACCCCUCGAAGAUAGUCCCGAUUUGCAACAAUGCAAGCACUGUAAGAAGAGUGUUCUCAAGACGGCAGCAAAGGCACACAUUGCGCAGUGUCUACGCGUGAAGAAGGAAAAGGCACAGCGCAAGAAGGAGGCGCGUGAAGCGAGGGAGCGCGCCAAGGAGGCCGCGCGCGAGGAGGAGGCGCGUAAAAACGACGACAAUGACGACGACGACGAUGACGACGACGGCGAUGGCGACUCGAAAGGAAAGGCUGGCAAGAAGGCCGCUGGCAAGAAACCUGACGAGAAAGGCAAGAAGCGCAAGGCCGACGGGACGUUGGAGGGUCCCAAGUCCAAGAAGAAGAAGGAUGAACCCAAGGCCAAGGCCCCAAAGACCAAGGGUCCUGUCGAUGUCGAGAGGCAAUGUGGUGUUAUCCUGCCCAAUGGACAGGCUUGCGCUCGGUCCCUUACCUGCAAGAGCCACAGCAUGGGGGCCAAGCGUGCGGUGCCCGGGCGAUCGCUGCCAUACGAUAUGCUCCUGGCGGCGUAUCAGAAGAAGAACCAGGCCAAGCAACAGAAGGCUGCGCUGGACGCGACGGCUCCGCUAGAGGACGACGACGAUGCCGACAAUGGGCCCGUAGACUCUGACGAAGAGACUGCUGCGGUCAUGGCCAGCUUGGCCAAGUGGAGACCGCAACCUGUCGUGCCCCAGCCCGUCUUCCAACCGAUCAGACGACAGUAUCAGCACCAGAGGCUGCACGAACAGCUAGCCGUCGCUACGAAUGGAGGGCGGACAAACAUCUUCGCCGUCCGAAACUACCAGCGGCCGGCGACGGCCACAGUCAUCCCCGAGAUGCAGAUGCUGCCGCAGCAGCCGCCACCGCCGCCUCUCCAGCAGCAGCAACAAUUCCAGCCCAUGAUGCUCGACGGCGAGGACGCCCCGGGAGAAAUGGAAAUUGGCAUGAUCAACUUUACCAACCCUACCGGCCCCCCGGUGCCACCGAGCAGGCAGGCUAGCGUUACGAGUCGUGGCUGA
Emericellopsis cladophorae is the source of this 1239-nucleotide messenger RNA. RefSeq lists its product as uncharacterized. Gene Ontology annotation, biological process: regulatory ncRNA-mediated heterochromatin formation; regulation of transcription by RNA polymerase II; RITS complex assembly. Gene Ontology annotation, cellular component: SAGA complex. Lineage: Eukaryota; Fungi; Ascomycota; Sordariomycetes; Hypocreales; Bionectriaceae. The record is from RefSeq and is a predicted model, not a curated record. The transcript has 4 exons. Bases 1 to 1239 code for a protein of 412 amino acids.